This is a messenger RNA of Salvia miltiorrhiza (redroot sage), 2915 nucleotides long. RefSeq lists its product as uncharacterized. The record is from RefSeq and is a predicted model, not a curated record. The transcript is spliced from 3 exons. Gene Ontology annotation, molecular function: zinc ion binding; protein binding. The coding region runs from base 220 to 2442 and encodes 740 amino acids. Lineage: Eukaryota; Viridiplantae; Streptophyta; Magnoliopsida; Lamiales; Lamiaceae.
ACGGGCUACUUCCUCUCCAGACCCGGAGGAUGGCCUUCUCUCUCUCUCUCUCCGGAAACCCUUUUCUUCUGUGGUGGCAUCAACAUUGUAUUUCCGCAAAUUUCAAUUUCAUGCUUCCUGACAGACUAAUUCUCUACGGCUAUUUGUGAUUAUUAUUAUCAUCUUGUGGAGUAUUUGUCCUUGGCGUGUGUAGAAUUUGUGGUUUAUUAUCUGCUGCUUAUGGCCACUAAGAAAAUCAUAGCCAUAUGCCAGUCUGGUGGGGAAUUUGUGACGAAUAAAGAUGAUGGGUCAUUAUUUUAUACUGGUGGGGAAGCUUAUGCUCUGGACCUGGAUCAGCAAACCCAAUUGAAGGAUUUUAAGCAUGAACUUGCUGAAACUUUCCAGUGCUCUGCUGAUGGCAUGGCAAUCAAAUAUUUUCUCCCGGGUAACAGAAAGACCUUGAUCACCAUAUCCAAGGACAAAGACCUCAAGCGUAUGGUUAACUUCUUUAAGGACUCUGACCAAGUCGAGGUCUUUGUAAUUGCUGAAGAAGCUGCUGGUCGAAAUGUUUCCAACAUGCCUGCCACUGCCAGUAGGUCAAGCAGGACAACUGUGUCUGAAACUGCAGCAAUUCCUUCUGAUGUUCCUUUGGAUCUCAUGCAAACUGAUGAUGCAAUUGUUUUAGAUGAGCCUAUUGAAACUGUGCCACUUGCUGCAUGCUCUUUUAGCAAUGAAGAGAAGCACCGGAGAGCAGCAACUCAGUGGGAGAAUAUUAUCACUGGUGUGGACCAAAGAUUCAACACCUUUGCCGAAUUCCGUGAAGCUCUUCAUAAAUACUCGAUUGCCCAUGGAUUCACCUACAAAUAUAAGAAAAAUGACAGCCAUAGGGUGACUGCCAAGUGCAAAACAGAAGGUUGCCCAUGGCGCAUAUAUGCAUCGAGGUUGGCAACUACUCAAUUAAUAUGCAUAAAAAAGAUGAAUCCUGAGCAUACUUGUGGAGGAGCCACUGUAAAAGCUGGCUACAGAGCAACUAGGGGGUGGAUAGGAAGCAUUAUAAAGGAGAAAUUGAAAGUUUCUCCAAAUUAUAAACCAAAGGACAUUGCCAGUGAUAUCAAGCGUGACUAUGGCAUUCAGUUGAACUACACGCAAGCCUGGCGUGCCAAGGAAAUUGCAAGAGAGCAGCUUCAGGGGUCAUACAAAGAGGCAUACUCUCAGUUGCCAUACUUUUGUGAGAAGAUAAUGGAGACUAAUCCAGGUAGUCUCGCUGCAUUCAGCACUAAGGAGGAUUCAAGCUUCCGUCGUUUUUUUGUAUCAUUUCAUGCCUCAAUAGCUGGGUUUCAUCAAUGCCGUCCUCUUCUUUUUCUUGAUAGUACUCUUCUCUACUCAAAGUAUCAAGGAACCUUAUUAGCUGCAACAGCGGCAGAUGGGAAUGAUGACUUCUUUCCUGUUGCAUUUGCUGUUGUUGAUGAAGAAACGGCUGAGAACUGGCAUUGGUUUCUGUUGCAACUUAAAUCUGCUCUCUCAACGUCAGAACAAAUUACCUUUGUCUCUGACUUCCAGAAAGGCAUAAGGGAAUCAUUGCUUGACAUAUUUGGCAAGGAAUGCCAUCACGCGUAUUGUGUACGUUGUCUAGCUGAGAAGCUUAAUAAAGACCUGAAAGGGCAGUUUUCUCAUGAUGCAAGGCGCCUCCUGAUCCAAGAUUUCCAUGCUGCUGCAUCUGCACGGAAAGUUGACGAAUUUGAGAGGUGCGUUGAGAACAUAAAGGCUAUCUCGUUAGAGGCAUAUAAUUGGGUUAUUAGCAGUGAGCCAGACCACUGGGCAAAUGCAUAUUUUGGUGGGGCUAGGUAUAACCAUAUGUCAUCCAAUUUCGGGCGAGAGUUCUACGAGUGGGUGUCUGAAGUUGACGAGCUGCCUAUAACGCAGAUGGUUGAUGUGCUGCGCGGAAAGAUCAUGGAAUUAAUAUAUAGGAGGCGACUAGAAUCGAGUCAAUGGAUUACUAGUUUAACACCUUGUAUGGAGGAGAAACUUGGGCAAGAGAUAUCGAAAGCAAGAGCACUCCAUGUGUUGCAGUCACAUGGCAGUACAUUUGAGGUGCAUGGUGAUUCAGUGGAGGCAGUUGACAUUGAUCACUGGGAUUGUAGUUGCAAGGGGUGGCAGCUGAGUGGAUUGCCUUGCUGCCAUGCUAUAGCAGUUCUUCAGUGGUUUGGGAAGAGCCUCUAUGAUUAUUGCUCAAGAUACUUCACAGCAGACAGUUACCGCGCAAGCUACGCAGAGUCAAUAAACCCCAUGCCAAAUGUGGAGAAACCAGAGACAAGUGAGGCUGCACUUGUAACUCCGCCUCCUACUAAACGCCCACCAGGCAGGCCAAAGUUGAAAUUGGUUGAAUCUGUCGAUAUCAUCAAACGCCAGCUGCAGUGCAGCAAGUGCAAGGGCCUCGGCCACAAUAAGAAGACAUGCAAGUAAGUAGCAUAUUUUCCUUCAUGUGUUGUUGUUUGUAGAUUGACAUUUACUUUUGUCUGCAGUAAGGUGAAUGGGAUCGAGGAGGAAGUAGUAGAACAUCCACUAUUGGUUGGGAUUUCAAAUGAAGAACCGCAAGGAGGGAGCACUUGAGUUGGGAUUUCAUAGAGACUUGCAAUUUUUUUUCUUCUUUAAAAUGCAUGGGAGCGAGCUAUAGUUUACAUUGUAUUCCAUUCCAUUCCAUAAAGACAAGACAAGACAGAAAGAGAGAGUAGUAGAACUUGUGACUAGGAUUGGAUAAAAGUAGAUACGAGUUGAAGUUGAUGGUGGUAGAAGAGGCCAAGCCAAGAAAAGCUUAUUAUAUUGUUGCCAUUCAUUUUCUUUCUUGUUAAGCAAGAUGUGAAGCUGGACUGGAUGAUGAUGAUGUACAUGUAAUUAGAUUUAUCAAUCAAUUUUGUAGUUGAAAGUUUCUCCAUUCA